Petromyzon marinus (sea lamprey) is the source of this 3452-nucleotide messenger RNA. It is a transcript of the gene TMEM232, whose product is annotated as transmembrane protein 232. The record is from RefSeq and is a predicted model, not a curated record. Lineage: Eukaryota; Metazoa; Chordata; Hyperoartia; Petromyzontiformes; Petromyzontidae.
AAAGGGGGUGAUGCGAUUAUCGUGGAUAUUUUAUCGCACGAUAUAUCGCGGUAACAUCGCCAUAUCGUGGCAACCGCAAGCCAGCGUUGUGUUAAUAUGCUCUCUGCAUGGCUGAGAGCCUUAAGCUGAAUGUUACCAUAGCGACAAAGGACGCCAGCCUCUUUCUCAAGCCCUGCCUAUAGACUCUGCCACUAAGUGGACAGACAGAGCCGAUCUUAGAGCUCGUUCUGUGUAACAUAUUAAACAUGCAGGAAUGUUUCAUCCGUCGUUAUCCUGGGUUCCGACUUACAGCUGUCCGCAGUUAAAACAACAAAGACGGCGAUUUUUUUAAAGACCGACCUGUUUACCAACUCUCAGAGCGACUGGCUACUAUGGCCGGGCGUGGCAAACCAAGGACGAUUUCAUCCAAGGUACCGCGGUUUGGGAUCGUGUGCGAGGCUCAAAGGCAGCUCCUCAUACAGCGAGCGUGCAAGGAGGCGGAGAGCAGGGCCGAGCGAAGUCUGACUCAUCGCAGCACUCAUCCCGAUCCACUGCUUGUGACGGAGGAGUUUGUUCAUGGCUUCAACUCACAUCAGCAUUCGGCGCAGGACAGAGAGAGGCUGAACAACACAGCACAAGCGAUGCUGGCCCGCUGUCGACGGCGAGCGGGGAUCUUCAUGAGAGGACGCGGCCCCCACGUGAAUUUGCCAAGUGCCUGGCUGGAGCUUUCCGUCCUUUCUCAAUGCAGCGGACCCACAGGGAUCGAGGCUUUGCAAAUUCUGUGCACUUCCGCUGAGCAGACCGAGCUGAAGCCGACUGUUGCGUCUCCCCUGCUGGCUCUGGCUAAGUGGGCCGUCGCCCACCUGCUCGCCGACGGGGCGAGAUUGCAAGGUCUUCCCGUGUUCGCGGCCAACACGGCCCUGAGUCACCUCACGCUCCUACGGCUGUGUGAAUGUGUUUGUUUGAGACUCUACUGCCUAAAGCUCACAGGAGCCAUUCCCGAAAACAACGCCUUUGAGGAAUACAUGCACGGACUCGUUGAACUGGAAGACGCUUACUCGCUCGUCCCGUGCGCUCGCCUCUCGGUCAACAUCAUCGUCGCCGCCAGCGUCGCGGAGUCGAAAUUUCUCCCCGAGAGCGCGUCCGGUCAAUUCCUCCGACGGUCUCUGAUGCUGUGGCUUUGCGUGCGGGAUCGGAAUCGUCACAGCGACCACCACCACCAGCAGCAGCAGCAGCAGCUGCUACUUGGACACGCACUCAACAGUGCCCAGUUUAUCCGCGAAGAUGAGUGGACUCAGGGAGCGGUGGGACUCCUCGUUCUGGGCGACGCGGCAGCCAACGGGGCGACCUUCAUCCUUCGGGAGCUGCAGCAGAGCUUCGCCGGUGUGCCGCCUUACCCCGGGGGGCUCGGUGAGAGCGGAGCCGCCGCUACCGCCACCGCCGCGUUCCUCUGGCUGUGGCCGUGGCAGAUGUCCUGCAUCUUCCCCUCCGUACUCAGCGACGUGGCCCUCCACGGCCGCACAGCCGAACUCCGAAAGAGGGCCCUCGUUGGCGAGGCGGGCUCAGCCGACGAGGCCCUAGCACCUUGUGGGCCCGGAUCGGGGCCAAAGGGCGGUGGACUCUUGCAGCUGACACAACUCAACCACGACGACGGAGCCGGGCCCCCAGUCUCGCUCAGCGCCGCCGUGCGCUGCUCGUCCGCCCGCGCCCUCCGCCGCCUCUGCCGUGGCCUCCAGCGGGCGAGCGGGGAGGACGGCGCCUCGCCCCGCGGGCUCCCGUCGCGGCGGCGACCUCGAGACCCGUUCCUGGGGAGCGCUCUCGGAGGAGCGAGCGCCGCGGAGGAGCGCGAGAGAGAUGCGGCGGUGCAGGUCGCCUGGAGGUUGGCCCAGGAGGAGUUCAGUUACUCAGAGGGACCAUUGGCCGGCACUACGGGGUCCUACCUGGCCAAUCUGCUGUGCGGAACACAAAGUAACCACCACCACCCACCACCACCACCUAAGGACGAGGACCAAGACAAGACAACACCUACGACCAGAGCCUCUCGCAGAAAUCUGCGGCAGCCACCUGAACCCUCCGCGGGAAAGCUUCCUCGGAUUUCUAUCCCUGCAGGUCGAAAAUCCGGCCCCUCUCUACUCGAGAGGGCCGACCUUGACUUGCGACAGAUUGUGGACGGCCAAUUCGUCGGCUGCGAGUGAAAGAUUGGCCGGGGGCGAUACAUACAUAUAGGUUUACAACGAGAAAAAAGGUUGUUUGUUUUGUUGCUGUUGGUUAUAUCGCGUAAAUAUAAAAUGUGUCGCUAAACCCGCCACCACCCAACAUGGCCAAUUAAGGGUCGUCAGGUACCCAAAGCGUGCACAUCAGUUGCUACUUCAGCACACCGGUGUGUAAACCCCUAAGUCAGUGUUCUUCAUUGCAAGGCCCCACGGGUCACUGGGCGGCCCCUGGUGGCCUUUAUUGUGCCCCCUGACGUGGGGCCCACCCGACAAUCCACAAAGAGAGAAGUCACCCCCCCCCCCCCCCGAUCAUCAUCAUCAUCAUCGUCGUCGUCGUGCUGCUGUCAAACCCAGCAAUGGUUUCAAAAGCGUGGCGGCCCACGACGCACUGACGAUGUCUCAUCGGCGACAGUGGCCCGGACCACUUUGAAAAUUCGUGAAGACCACCGCUCUAAGCGCUCUGGGUACGGACCCCCCAUACACCCCCCAUACACCACCCCCAUACACCCCCCCCCCCCUCCAGGUGCUCAUUGGCGCCAGCAUCGAGAGCUCUCGUGGGUCUCCGAUCAUCCGAAGCCACUCGGCCACACUCCGCGGCUCUGCGCAAGCAGCAGAUGGCGCCAUAGAACGAGAGUCGCGUUACAGUCGUGGAGCCUGCCUCUUGACUGCGGGUACCGAUGUUGAACUUAUUUCGCACCAAACGUAGCCAACCGUGCUAAAUCGGAGGUGCGGGGGCGGGGAGGACAACAAACUUAACACCAAAAUCAGUUCAAAAGAAAUGAGUGUCAAUGUCGAUGAUUAUUUAAAAGUGCACAGCUCCCAGUGGCUUCAAAUAUCGAACGGAAGAGCAUUCCAGACGGCCACAAAAGCGCAUCUGAAAGCACGCGAUGCGGUGACCGCGUUUUUGUUCGAUGGCUAGCAGACAAAUGCCGCUGCUGCGAUGAUGACCACGGCAGUUCGCGUAGUGGUGGUUUAUGCGCCUUGACGAGAUCAGCAGCAAGGUAAUUGUGGUUCACUCGUGGCGAGCGCUCUGUGUGUGUCUAACGAGUGCGACCUUGAAAUUCGUUCGGCAACAGGAAGCCAAUGCAACUCGGCGAGCAUCGGACUCAUCUCGCAGUAACCCGGUCACGACACGUGCAAGAGAGUUUAACACGUAGGCUUUCGUGACCAAUAUCAUCCAUAAUAGAGUGGUUUUUUUGGGGGUUGGGGUUAGAUCGCAUAAAUAUAUAAAUGUGUCGUUAAAACCCACCACCACCCGAA